Messenger RNA from Folsomia candida, 4977 nucleotides. RefSeq lists its product as uncharacterized. Gene Ontology annotation, molecular function: RNA binding; protein binding. The transcript is spliced from 24 exons. The record is from RefSeq and is a predicted model, not a curated record. The coding region runs from base 159 to 4595 and encodes 1478 amino acids. Lineage: Eukaryota; Metazoa; Arthropoda; Collembola; Entomobryomorpha; Isotomidae.
UUCAUAACAGGUGAUUUGGUCGACUUUUUUAUUGGACAAAAAAUGUGUUGAUUAAUUGUCUGUCCACUUCAGUGUCCAGCCAUUUGUGUACAUAAGUGCUAAUUGAAUUACCAUUGCAGCCAUAUCUGUAUAAUCAAGGGUGUUAAUUCGGCCCUAAAAUGACCACAAACAAGCCGACCGAGGAUGUUGAGUUAACCAUUCGUAAAAUGUUGAACAAACUCUGCCACUCCAAUUUAGGCGAGGUUUUUCAAAACUUUAUGAGGAUUCAAGCUCAAGACGAUGACCUGGAUCACUUGACCCGUCUCAUCGUUGACAUUAUUCUGAAUAAAGUGGACAUAAACCCUGGGAGGGCCGGCGCAUUUGUGAAAUUGACAUCAAAAUGUUUUUAUCAUAAGUUCAACUUGAGGCAGGAAAUCUUGGAUCGAUGUCUCGUAGAAUUCCGAUCUUGUAUGGAUAACUUGGAAUCAAUUGAUAAAUCAAAAUUGGACAGAUUCAAGGCAAAACUUAUAGAACGUAGCGAAGGAAAUAUUCGACUACUUGGAGAACUGUUCAACUAUCAAGUACUAAACUGUAAAAUGAUUAUGGAGUGCGUCGAUAUUCUUUUCAAGAGGCAGGAUGAUUUGAGCGUGGCGAUUUUUUGCAACUUGAUAAGAACGAUUGGGCACAAGUUGGAUAAGACAGUUAAGGAGUUUAAGCAAUCAAAGAUAAAAUGCUUGCCAAAAUUGAGGGAUGAUACAGAAUUCGUACACUGGAUUGAAACCCUGUUUGAAGAUUUGGAUGCUCGAAUUACUAGUGGAUAUUUUUUGUCGCUAAAUUCUGAGACUGCAGUUCAGGAAGUUUUGCAACUUCGAAAGAACAAUUGGAAAACGGAAGAAGUUGUAACGACUUCAAAAUCCAGGAAAAAUUUAAAUUUGCAGCUUGCGCCAAGGAACAUUGACAACGAAGCUAGCAAGGAUUGGGUUUUUGCAGAAUUUCCCAAGCUCAUGUCUGGCUUGGUGGCGGAGGAGGACAAGACGCUCGACGCCAUGAAAGCUCAACCAGAAAAAUCAAGAGAUACGAUAUCUCCUUCAAGUGGAGAAUCCGACGUGGAUGUCGAGUCAAUCAUUCGACAAAUGUUGAACAGAGUCAGCCACUCCAAUUUCGACGAGGUUUUGCCAGACUUUAUAAGCAUUCAAGCAGAUGACAUUGAUCACCUGGCAAGUCUCGUCGUUGACAUUAUGCUGAGUAAAUUGGACCGAAACCCUUGGAGGGCCAGCGUAUUUGCAAGAUUGAUAUCAGAAUGGUUCCGUCCUAAAUUCGAUUUGAGAAAAGGGAUCUUGAAGCGAUGCAAGGCAGAAUUCAUAUUGUGUAUCAAGAAUAUGGAUAUGGAUGCGGUAAGAGCAUCUGGGGAUAACUUGGAACCAAUUCGUCAAUCAGAAUUGGGCAGAUUCAAGGCAAAUAUUCGACUGCUUGGGGAAUUGUACAACUAUCAAGCAUUAGAGGAUAAGAAAAUUAUGAAGUAUGUCGACAAUCUUUUAAAGAGGCACGAUGGCUUGAGCGUGACGAUCCUUUGCAACUUGAUAAGGACGAUUGGGCGCCAGUUGGAUAAGACAGUUAAGGAGUUUACUGAAGAAAUUAAACUGACGAAACUAAGUUUUUCAAAAUUGGAUAAAAAAUUGAAAUUCGUACACGGGGUUGAAAAUCUUUUUGAAGACCUUAGAACUCGAAGUAAUAGUGAAGCUUUGUCCUCUAGUUCAAUAACUGAUCUCAAGGAAAUUUUGCAACUUCGAAAGAACAAUUGGGAACGUGAAGAAGCAUCAACGACUUCAUUAUCAAGCAAUAAAAUAAACUGGACCUUAGCGUAUGGCGUGGAUUUAGAUUUAACCAUUCGACAAAUGCUUAACAAACUCAGCCACUCGAAUUUCGACGAAGUUUUUGAAGAGUUUUCAACCAGUAACUGUAUAAAUGGAGACGAUAACCUGAUAAGUCUCGCCGUUGACAUUAUGAUGGAAAAAGUGGCCAAAAAACCAACGUCGGCUGGCGUUUUGGCAAAAUUGGUAUCCAGAAGCAUCGAUCAGUUCCGGACCAGAACUAAGCGCUCACCCAAAUUGAUGAAAGGAAUCUUGGACCAAUGUCAGAUGAAAUUCCAAUCGUGUGUCGACAAUUUGGAUAAGAUCAAAGAAUUGGAAGAUAACUUGGAAUCAAUUGAUAAAUCAGGAUUGAACAUAUUAGCCUUAGAACUGGUUAAAAGUAAUGAAGGUAAUAUUCGACUAAUUGGGGAAUUGUGCAACCAUCAGAUGCUAAUACCUAGAAUAAUUAUGGAAUGUGCCAACGUUCUUUUAAAAAAUAACCAUGAUAUGGGCGUGGCGAUCCUUUGCGACUUGAUAAGGACGACUGGCCUCACCUUGGAUAAGAAAGUUAAAGAGAUUAAGGAGAAUAAAUCGAAGAAGCAAAGUUUAUCAAAUCUUCGUAACAAUAUGAAAUUGGUACAAGGGGUUGAAAACUUUUUUGAAGACCUGACUACUCGAAGUAAUGGUGGAUAUUUGCCUUCAAAUUCAAUAACUGCUGUCAAAGGAAUUUUGGAACUUCGAAAGAACAAUUGGAAAACCGAAGAAGGUCUAACGACUUCAAAAUUAGUAGUGAACGGCGCUGUACCGAUAUUCAAGCAAAGGAAGAUUGACAACCAGAUUUUCGUGAAACUUAACAACAAUGUUCAAAGUUCAAGCCGAAUGUCCACAUCGUCAAAUUCAACUUCGGGAGCGUUAGACGAAGAUGAUCUUGUAUCCAAACGAUUUGCAGAACUGACCGGUGCCAUGUCUUCCGUAAAAUUGACGCCUUACUUGGCUACGAAAAAAGAGGAGGUAUUCCACUCUGCGAAAGCGAAGCUGGAAAAAUCGACAGAUACGAUAUCGUGUUCAAGAGGAAAAUCCAACACGCGACACAAGACUCUCAUGUUCUACCACACGCCGAACGGUGUGACCAACCCCCCUCCUGGAACUGUAGUCGAUAAGGAAAUCGUCCACCAGACGCAGACUGAUUUUUACCUAUGCUCUCACGCUGGCAUGAUGGAUCCCGUUGCUGCGCCAACAUUUACGGGAGGCUCCUUCCCAGCCACGUGGUUUGGGCCGAGCUGCAUGCAAUCCGCGUCAGGGUCUGUCGAAGCUGGCUGCUUAACAAUUAACGUUAUCGCCCCUGCAAACGCAUCUCCAACUAACACUUAUCCCGUUAUGGUCUGGAUUCACGGUGGCGGGUUCCAAAAUGGGGGAUCUUCUGCCUACUUCCCGCAAUUCAUGCUGGAUCAGAACAUCGUCCUCGUCUCGAUGAACUAUCGUCUCGGCGUGUACGGCUUUCUGAACGCGGGGAUCGCAUCGGCCCGCGGAAACCAAGGUUUGAAAGAUCAAGUCCUUGCGCUAAAAUGGGUCCAGAACAAUAUUUUGCAAUUUGGCGGGAACAAGAAUAAGGUUACGAUUUUUGGCGAAAGUGCGGGAUCCAUGAGCGUAUCUUAUCUGCUCGUAUCGCCCAUGGCGCGGGGACUCUUUCACGGGGCGAUCAUGCAAAGCGGGACGUUCACUAGUCCCUUCACGUACGGCGGGAAGCUUAAUGGACGACAGUGUGCGGUGCAGGUCGGGCAGGCCGUGGGAUGUCCGACGAAUGAUAUGGGGCAACUUGUGACUUGUUUGCAGUCCGCGAGUACGGCAACUUUAAAUGGAUUUGGAAAUUAUGCAAAUGCAUUUUCGUUCUCUGAAGCUGCGAUCUACUGUGGACCAUCCAUCGAGACCUUCGCGACAGGGAUGAACGAUCCGAAAGUAUUUCUGGACCAAGAUCCAUGGGCGAUGGUUGUGGCGGGAAAUUACAGCAAAGUUCCAAUGAUAAUCGGAUCAAUUUCUAAUACUGAAGUUGUACCGCAAAGUUAUAUCAACAACGCCGGAAAUCUAGCCUAUUUAAAUGCCAACUGGGACGCCGUUAUUUCCGACGCUCUUUACCUGGCCCACAAUCCGACCUGGUUUUCCGUCACACAAGGCGCUAAGAACUUAUUUCUGGCGGGAAUUCCUGCCACCAUAAAUUCUGGCGCCACCCUUGGCCGAAUGCUUACCGAUAGAAUUUUUACCCAUCCCGUUCGCAUAGUAGGGGCCGAAUUUUCGAAAAGUGUACCCGUUUUCUUGUACAACUUUACCCAUCCCGUCCUCCUCAACGGAGUUCCGACGCCGCCAAAUCAUGCAAGCGAUCUGCAGUUCUUCUUUGAUCUUAAUGGUCAAAAUGGGAACGUCAACACGCCGGGAGAGAUUGCAUUUUCUCAAGCCGUGGUUAAAGCAUGGGCCACAUUUGCGGAUACAAAAAGCCCAGGUCAAUUUUGGGGUGGUGUGACAUCCUCCUGGACCGCGAAUACUGUAACGACCCCUUGUGGUGCUUUGAAUUAUGCCAUUCUCGACAGCGUCCCCUCAAUGCAGACCGCACCCGCACAGUCAGUCAGUGACUGUAUAUUCUGGACGAGUUUGUCUCUCAACGAACCCGGACAACCGAAGACAUGCCCAACCUUGUUGGACAGCAUUUUGAACCCGGUCGCUGGACUUUUGCCAGGAGGAGGUUUACUUCCCGGUAUUCCAAUAAUUGGUUAGAUCAUUGGUUACUAAUUAUUGGUUACUGCGAUUUUGAAAAAAAAAAUAAAUUUUUAAGGUUGUAAAAGUUCAAAAAAUUAUUAUACUAAGCCUUUAUACAUAUGAUUCCUUUAUAUGAUUCUUUAUAUCAUUCCGAAUGAUAACACCGAUACAUAUUGACUUUUUAAUUUUAUUCAAAAGCUAAUAUUUUCAUUGGAAUUUAAAAACAAAUUAUUUCAUUUUAUUAUUUGAACAGUUUGCACGGCGUUUUGUAUCCCAAUAACACAUUCACAUCUGUCACCCAUAAUAAAUAAAGAAGCAUUGAUAAUUAGUUCGAAUUAAAAUUGUUAUUUGCACUAAAAUUCUAAAACCGCAAUAAAAUGUUAUUCAGACCUUUAAAGCA